AACACUCAUUUGGGAAGAUGGCAGCUUGGAAAUCAAUAACAUUACCAGGAGUGAUGGUGGCAUCUAUACAUGCUUUGCAGAAAAUAAUAGAGGGAAGGCUAAUAGCACUGGGACUCUUGUUAUCACAGAUCCCACGCGAAUUAUAUUGGCCCCGCUUAACGCGGAUGUCACUGUUGGAGAAAAUGCCACCAUGCAGUGUGCUGCUUCCUUUGAUCCUGCCCUGGACCUCACAUUCGUCUGGUCCUUCAAUGGCUACGUGAUCGAUUUCAACAAAGAGAACAUUCAUUACCGGCGGAAUUUUAUG
Myotis davidii is the source of this 304-nucleotide messenger RNA. RefSeq names its product contactin-1-like. The annotation marks the transcript as partial. The record is from RefSeq and is a predicted model, not a curated record. The transcript is spliced from 2 exons. Gene Ontology annotation, molecular function: cell-cell adhesion mediator activity. Gene Ontology annotation, cellular component: plasma membrane; axon. Lineage: Eukaryota; Metazoa; Chordata; Mammalia; Chiroptera; Vespertilionidae. Gene Ontology annotation, biological process: homophilic cell-cell adhesion; dendrite self-avoidance; axon guidance.